This is a messenger RNA of Bombina bombina (fire-bellied toad), 6759 nucleotides long. It is a transcript of the gene CAPN3, whose product is annotated as calpain 3. The record is from RefSeq and is a predicted model, not a curated record. The transcript has 24 exons. Gene Ontology annotation, molecular function: calcium ion binding; calcium-dependent cysteine-type endopeptidase activity. Gene Ontology annotation, biological process: negative regulation of apoptotic process; proteolysis. Gene Ontology annotation, cellular component: cytoplasm. NCBI's taxonomy places the organism in Eukaryota, Metazoa, Chordata, Amphibia, Anura, Bombinatoridae. The coding region runs from base 258 to 2681 and encodes 807 amino acids.
ACACACACUGCAACCUGUUGAAAGAUUGCUCAUGUGCAAAUCAUUGAUCGUUGUUUCUGGCUUUCCAAUGGAUACUGCAACAAACGUAUUUUCUCUGGAAUAAUACAGCAUGCUAAAGUAACGUAGAAAUACUCACUCUCUAAAGACAGAAAUUGUUACGCAAGAAACUUCCUCUUUUAUAUAAUCUCUCAGCAGUUGCAACAUCUGUGCAUGUGUAUAUUUAUUUAUAUAUAUUGUGUUAGAUACACAGCUUUGCCAUGCCUUCAGAAAUACUUGCUCAGGUAGUGCAACCAACCGAGUCAGGGUCAGCACCUGCCGGCAGUGUUACUGAAUCUAGUCCAAGUGGUGGUACUGGAGGGAUUUAUUCUGCCAUCAUCAGUAGAAAUUUGCCAAUUAUCGGUGGUCAUGAAAAAACUUAUGAGGAACUACGAAAGAAAUGCUUGGAAAGGAAGGUCCUUUUUGAAGACCGUGAGUUUCCACCCAAUGACAACUCUCUCUUUUACAGUCAAGAACUUCCUUUCAAGUUAGAAUGGAAAAGACCUAAAGAAAUAUGUGAAAAUCCCCAGUUUAUCAUAGGUGGCGCAAACAGAACUGACAUCUGCCAAGGAGAUUUAGGAGACUGCUGGUUUUUGGCAGCUAUCGCUUGUUUAACUCUCCAUGAAAAACUACUUUUUCGUGUUAUACCUCCAGAGCAAAAUUUCACAGAUAAUUAUGCUGGGAUAUUUCAUUUUCAGUUCUGGCGUUAUGGUGAUUGGGUUGAUGUGGUCAUUGAUGACUGUUUGCCAACGUUUAACAACCAACUGGUGUUUACCAAGUCUUCCCAGCGUAAUGAGUUUUGGAGUGCACUUCUGGAAAAGGCCUAUGCAAAGUUGCAUGGAUCCUAUGAGGCUCUUAAAGGGGGAAAUACUACUGAAGCCAUGGAAGAUUUCACUGGUGGUGUUACUGAAUUUUAUGAAAUUAAGGAUGCACCUAAAGACGUGUUCAAAAUCAUGAAGAAAGCAUUUGAGCGGGGCUCUCUUAUCGGAUGCUCAAUAGAUGAAAAAAAUGUGUUUUCCUAUGGGAUUGCUCCCCCAAGUGAUCUGGGGGAAUCAAUAAUGCGUCUGAUACAGAAUGUGGGUGACUCGAUGUCCGAUACAGACUUGGACAAAAAGCCUUCCUUGGGUAUUGUACCUGCUCAGUAUGAAACGCGUAUGGCCAGCGGAUUGGUUAAAGGCCAUGCUUACUCUCUAACAGCAGUUGAAGAGACUACAUAUAAAGGUGACAAAGUGAAACUUGUUCGUCUACGAAAUCCUUGGGGACAAGUAGAAUGGAAUGGGUCUUGGAGCGAUAAUUCAAAAGAAUGGAAUGUUAUCGAGAAAUCAGAGAAAAGCCGUCUACAGCACCAGGUUAGAGAAGAUGGAGAAUUUUGGAUGUCAUUUGAUGACUUCAUGAAGAACUUCACAAAACUGGAAAUCUGCAACCUAACUGCAGAUGCUUUAGAAGCGGAUCAGCUACAAACAUGGACAGUUUCUGUAAAUGAAGGACGAUGGGUUAGGGGUUGCUCAGCUGGGGGAUGCCGCAAUUUCCCAGAUACAUAUUGGACCAACCCUCAAUAUCGUCUCAAGCUCCUUGAAGAAGAUGAUGAUCCUGAUGACAAUGAAGUUGUCUGCAGCUUCCUGGUCGCUUUAAUGCAGAAGAAUCGUCGAAAAGACAGGAAGGCAGGAGCCAAUCUCUACACCAUUGGCUUUGCUAUAUAUGAGGUUCCAAAAGAGAUGCAAGGUAACAAACAGCACUUACAGAAGGACUUCUUCCUCUACAACGCGUCUAAGGACAGAUGCAAGUCCUACAUCAAUAUGAGAGAAAUCUCACAGCGAUUCCGCCUACCCCCCAGUGAAUAUGUCAUCAUCCCUUCCACCUAUGAACCCCACCAGGAAGGAGAGUUUAUUCUGAGAGUUUUCUCAGAGAAAAGGAACAUAUCUGAGGAAGCUGAAAAUAAGAUUGAAGCUGAUCGGCCAAGUAAAAAGAAAAAAGCCAAGCCAAUCAUCUUUGUUUCGGACAGAUCAAACAGCAAUAAAGAGUUGAGUGUGGACGAAGGGUCUGACGAAGAAAAGAAAAAAAAGAGCGCGGCUCAGAAAGAGAAAAAAGAUAAGCCUUCAAAAGGUAAUACAGACAAGGAGACAGAAGAGGAGAAGCAAUUUAGAAACAUUUUCCAACAAAUUGCAGGCGAUGAUAUGGAAAUCAGUGCUGACGAACUCCGAGGUGUCCUGAACAAGGUUGUUAAUAAACAUAAGAACCUGAAGACGGAAGGAUUCACUCUGGAAUCUUGCCGCAGUAUGAUUGCACUCAUGGAUACUGAUGGCUGUGGAAGACUAAACCUACAGGAAUUCUAUCAUCUCUGGGAAAAGAUUAAGCAGUGGCAGGCAAUCUUUGUGAAAUAUGAUGCGGAUCAGUCAGGCACCAUCAAUAGCUAUGAGAUGCGUAAUGCUGUUAAUGAAGCAGGGUUCCACCUCAACAAUCAGCUCUACGACAUUAUUACAAUGCGUUAUGCCAACAAGCACAUGAUCAUCAAUUUUGACAGCUUCAUCAGUUGCUUUGUGCGCCUGGAGGGAAUGUUUAGGGCAUUCAAUGCAUUUGACAAAGAUGGAGAUGGUAUCAUUAAGCUCAAUGUCUUGGAGUGGUUACAGCUUACUAUGUAUGCUUAAUACAAGCAUAUUCAGCUCCUGCAAGAUUCUGCUGCCUUCACCGAUUUGCUCCUACCCAAGGAUACAGCUCAGGAUAGUCCCAGGAUCUCUCUGUUGGACAGAACUUUUCACACUUACCUCAUAUUCAUUUCAUUCAUGUGCUCAUCCUGAUUAUUGUUAAUGAAAAAAAAUCCCCAGAAACGAUAAUUUACUUGUUGACGUUGUGUUCACGGUCGUCACAUACACUCCACAGCUACAUUUUGUUAUACAACAGCAGAACUGUAGAUCAUUUAUGAAGCCUAUACAUUAAGCUAUGGAGGAUAUGAGUGAAAAUCUGUCAUGUGACAUAAAAUCACAAACUGUAACAGGUUGUGUCUUUAGUUAUAUACUCCCCUACAUAUGUAAGUUUACUGAGGGCAACUUUUUUUUGUCUUCAGUAUUUAUUUAUAAUCUCUUUAGAGUACAUACAUGUAAGACAACAAUCUCACAAAGAGAUUUUUUAAGUUAGCAAAUUCCUAUACAAACAUCACAUUUGAGCAACCUCACUUAGUGAGUUCAGCCAAAAAAAAAGAAAGACAUUUCCCCUAUGUCUUCCAGUUGGUGAGGGCACUUUUAAAUAAGAGUGAAGGUUAGAGGCAUAAACAUAAAUGUAGAAAAAUAAUGCUCUAACAAUGUGUAGGGCUGCCACUAGAAAUUUUGGGGCCCCUGACUUAACCAUUGAUCAACCCCCCGCCCCCCCCCCCCUCCUUUGACAUGUGCAAUUUUUGACCAAACUAACAAAUAUAUGCACUUUAUUCUUAAGUGUAUAUUUAAGCUUGGAAAUGUUGUAAAGGUAGUAACAUACAAACACACAGACACACUCAUACACUGAAAAACACACACACUCACACAUAAGGAUUCACAUAGACACUCUAGCAGACACGCAAAGAAACACACUCAGACACAGACACCCAAACAGACACUCAGCACUUGUUUACAUUGACCUGACAAGUAAUGAGGUAGACUACAGUUUUGUAUAAAAAAAAAAAGGAGAUUUAGAAAACAAAAUAUGGAGUUCUGAUUAUCUUUUUGUAAAGGAAGAUACCAACUAAAUGAUGACAACAGAAGGCAGUGGCUGAAAGGAAGGGCCCUGAACUGCCUAAACAAUAAUUUAAAGGUUAAAUGGUGGAUUGGUGACUUCCGGAAAGGUCUCAUUAGUCUCAAAGUCUGUAGAAAUAUGUGAAUAAUCAGUAGCAAGGUCAAAAUGUCCUAAAAAGGAACAGACAAUGGACUCACACACAAACUCAAACUUGUACAUACACCCAAGGAAACACCGACAGAGACAGCCUCAGAAAACACACAAAGACAUACACACACACAGACACCCACAGAAAACACACAAAAACAUACACACACAGAGAGACAACCACAUAAAACACAGAAAGACAUACAUACACACAUCCUCACUGAGACAUCCACAAAAAACACACAAAGACAUACACACACCCUCACAGAGACACCCGCAGAAAACACACACCCUCACAGAGACAUCCACAGAAAACACAGACAUACACACCCACCCUCACAGAGGCAUCCAGAGAAAAUACACAAAGACAAACAUACACACACCCUCACAGAGACACCCAUAGAAAAAGCUCAAAGACAUAUGCACACACCCUCACAGACAUCCAAAGAAAAUGCACAAAGACAUACACACCCACCCUCACAGAGAGACCCACAGAAAAAAAAUACAUACACACUCAUAGAGACACAAACCAAAGUACAAAGACAUAAGCACAGACACCCACAGAAACACUAACAGGAGGAAACAUUUAUGCACCUUGCAUCCCCUAAAUCAACAGUGUGUGACAUGCAUGAUAAAAAAAAUUGUAGAAAUUAAAAGAGAUCAUUUUUUAAAGAAUCAUAUUUGUAAAUGUGCAAACAAAAAAAAUUCUGUGAAUUCAAAAUUGUACAUUAAUGAUCUGGGUAGAUGGCUAGAUGAAGAAAAGUACUUUUAAAAGGUUGACAUAUGUUUGUUUUUUCCCCAUUUUCCCCAACCAAGAGCCCCACUUCAAUGUGGUCUUGGUGGAACCAUAAGCUGUGGUACUCAUACCAUUAGAUCUGGUUAAAUGCAGGCUUUAGGCUUAUUGGUAUGUAUUUCAAAAUUAAGUCAGCUGUAGUGUAAACUGAACAGUUUUAAGUUAACCUGUCUCAUUUCAAACAUUGAGCAAUCUUAGUCUGAGAGUAUAACAUUUUAUGCAGAUGUAAAAUCUUAGAGAUAAAAUGCCUCCUUGCAUCUGGAAAGUCCUUGCAUAAAGGGACAGGGAACUGGAAUGUAAUAUAUAUAUAUAUAUAUAUAUAUAUAUAUAUAUAUAUAUAUAUAUAUAUAUAUAUAUAUAAAUAAAAUGCAUAUCUGCCAAAAGGGCACCUACCAUUUGUGUAUUGAGGAGGAAACAUUUCUGCAUGGAUUUAAAUAUAGAAUUUCUACAGCAUUGUCAAAUAAUAAUAAAUACACUGCUGCUAAAAAAAAAAUUGUUUUUAUGGACCCCUGACCCCACCAUACAACUACUACCACACUGAAGUUACAAUCCGAAAUUGCACAAAGAAAUAAAAAACAUUUCCUAAGUAAGUCCUUUCUCCUCUGCAAAUGAAAGUGAUCUGCCUUCUGACUCAGGCACACACUGUACAAACAAAGUGCCAAGUCUGUCUCACAAUGUGCAUAGUGGUUUAGUGCAUACUCAGAAAUUCUCUCAAAUGCUAAUACUUUACUCCUUGUAAUAACAUUUCCCAUGCUCAAUUAGCACUCUGCUGUAGUAUCCACUGGUGGCUGCCAAAAUGUAGUUCUUGCCUCAUGGGGGCCCCCCUGGCCCAUUGGCCCCUGACAGGAGUCACCCCUGUCAGCCCCUGAUGGUGGCCCUGACAAUGUGCAUAGAUUGUAUUCUUAGACCAUACAGAAACUGACUAGAACUGAUUUCAGUAGUAAAUAUUUGUUCCUAUCAUCAGUAAAAAAGCAACCAGUACAUACAUACUUGCACAUCUAAUAUCAUCAUACAAAAGUGUACAGGUUACAAUUUGUUUAUGGAAGAAUCAAACAAAUUGCCUAAAAUUCACAAUGGCAAUGUUGCAAUUUGAAUUAAAUGUGUUUUGUUUGCUUUUUUGGAACUUGUGACAGCUAAAAUAACUUCUAAUCACCACAAACACAUACAAAGAGAAGUGCUCAAUAGAUUGUUCUAUGGCGAUUUAAUACCUGAGAGUAGCCUCUUUUAGCCGCAUUGUGCUUUUCACAGAGAAAAACGUUCCUGAAGUAUAUCAGUCUGAUUCCGCCUAACAAGGUUAGUCCAGGCAAUCCCUCUCUAAAAAGGAAAAUGGCAACUCCAGAUGAUCGUUUCUGCCUUCCUUGGGUCUCGUCAAUAAGGUGCAGCCAAAUUUUUCUAAGCACAUUGCGCAAGGAGUCCAGUGUCUGGUUUCCCCUAUCAUCCCUAGGGUCAUAUUACAAAUAAAUACAGAAAGAUAAGUGCUCUCUCAGAACACAAAUACUCUGUUAAUUUUAAGACAAGAUGAUGUUUUAACACCAUUUUAUUUGAUCCUCAGAGUUUUGGAACUCUAUUCAACAAACACCCUACUUGUCAAUGCUGUCAUUGGCACAUAAACUAAACCUUGUCAUGUUGCUGCUGUUUUUUUCUUGGCAGGGCCGAUCAAUCAUCCAAAAGUGUCUUUAAAAAAAGUUGAUUGUACUUGAUAGUGAGCUUCAUAGCACUGACAUCAGAUACAUUUACCUUUGUAUUUCUGUUUUCUGGAGUGUGUCUAUAUAUCAUAUAGUAUUUUUAAUACACUUAGGCUUUAUGACAAAGUUAUCAGAAAGUCAACACUUUUUAAUGUGAGUUUUUAAAUAUUUUUUGUGUGUUUUUUAUUUAACUAUAAUAGAAGAAAUGCUGUGAAAUGUGAUUGUUUGCAUGAUACAUAUUUAUGUGGAAGUGUGAGAAUACAGUCUGCUAUUCUAAUUAAAAAAAAAUAGAUACUGAUUAUUCCAUUGUUAAGGAUAAUGAAUAUUUCCUUGUAAGUUUUCAUUUAAAAAACAAAACAAACAAAAAAAAACUAAAAUUACAAAAUGUCUAAGAAA